GCCUUGAGUGGUGGCGUUUGAUUCUUUCUGAUUUGAACUGGUUACAAAGUGGUCCUGGAUGGCAUCAGAUGUGCGACCAGGACAGGAUGUUUUAUAUCCAAGAAGAGGAGGGGGGAAAUGCGCAUGGUCUAUCCCUCUUCGAACCCAAGUCAACAUCCAAGCGUAGCAUUUACGUCAGAGGUCCCUCUACGGUGUGAAAUGGUUGAUUGCUUUGCUUUUUUUCUUCCCUCUUCAUUCGUGGUUUGGCACAGUUUCCAUUUUCUUCUGGUUCUGGCCCCAAUGACCAGAUGCAGUGCCGAGAGAACCGUGUGUGAAGGUUCGAUGGUGGGAGGGAGAUAGACAAAGUGCUGGCUCCCCCAGAUGCGUCAUAGUUUUCUCUGCUUGAAUGCCCUUGUUCGUCUUCUGCCCAACAACAAGCAUUGAU
Molecule: messenger RNA, 424 nt
Organism: Aspergillus uvarum CBS 121591
Lineage: Eukaryota; Fungi; Ascomycota; Eurotiomycetes; Eurotiales; Aspergillaceae
Exons: 2
Coding region: 118-339 (73 amino acids)
Source: RefSeq, a predicted model, not a curated record